AGUUCAAUCUGACCCUCAUGAUAAGAACUUCAAAUAAGUUAAAAACCAAUAGAUACAUGCACAUCAUAUCCUCCAAUAUCAUCACAAAAUUCAUCUAUAUCUUCAAACUGAGUAAUAGUAAAACAUGUUUGAAUUAGAGACUAUGGAAUAUGGUCAAUAUAGUAGCUAUUCAGCAGAAGCAGCAGCAGAGGAAGAAGCUUAUGCAACCAGCAGCACAUCUUCCAUGGCAAGAAAGAAGAAAAACAAGAAUACAAAAAGGUUUAGUGAUGAACAAAUCAAAUCAUUGGAAACUAUGUUUGAGACUGAGACAAGACUUGAACCAAGGAAGAAGCUGCAGCUGGCUAGAGAGCUUGGGUUGCAGCCAAGACAAGUUGCUAUAUGGUUUCAAAAUAAGAGAGCUAGAUGGAAAUCAAAGCAACUUGAAAGAGAGUACAAUAAACUUCAAAAUAGUUAUAAUAGUUUGGCUUCAAGAUUUGAAUCAAUGAAGAAGGAAAAACAAACAUUACUUAUUCAGUUGCAGAAGCUGAAUGAUCUAAUACAGAAGCCAAUAAUAGAGCAAAGUCAGAGUUCAUCACAAGUUAAAGAAACAAACAGUAUGGAAAGUGAAUCAGAAAACGGAGGAACAAUCAAAUGUGAGGCUGAGGUGAAACCAAGAACUUCAAUGGAAAGAUCAGAACAUGUUUUUGAUGUUGUAUCAGAUGAUGACACAAGCAUAAAAGUUGAGUAUUUUGGGCUAGAAGAUGAGCAUGGGCUUAUGAAUUUUGCUGAACAUGGUGAUGGAUCAUUAACUUCACCUGAAAAUUGGAGUGGUUUUGAAACAAAUGAUUUGUUAGGAGAAUCAAGUUGUGAUUAUCAAUGGUGGGACUUUUGGUCUUGAGUGAAACAGAACAAGUGAAAUUGUGUGGUUGAAAUGUAUGCAGAAUAUAAUAUAUGAUGUUAUGUGACAUCAAUCAUUGUUUUGUUGAAGAUGUUGGCAGGGUGAAAAUCAAAAGACAUUUUGUUUUCUGUACAA
Messenger RNA from Vicia villosa (hairy vetch), 1012 nucleotides. Its product is annotated as homeobox-leucine zipper protein ATHB-12-like. Gene Ontology annotation, molecular function: sequence-specific DNA binding; DNA-binding transcription factor activity, RNA polymerase II-specific. The coding region runs from base 125 to 877 and encodes 250 amino acids. Gene Ontology annotation, biological process: positive regulation of DNA-templated transcription. The transcript has 2 exons. The record is from RefSeq and is a predicted model, not a curated record. NCBI's taxonomy places the organism in Eukaryota, Viridiplantae, Streptophyta, Magnoliopsida, Fabales, Fabaceae. Gene Ontology annotation, cellular component: nucleus.